Molecule: messenger RNA, 1857 nt
Organism: Toxorhynchites rutilus septentrionalis
Lineage: Eukaryota; Metazoa; Arthropoda; Insecta; Diptera; Culicidae
Gene: 26-29-p
Product: digestive cysteine proteinase 1
Exons: 4
Coding region: 131-1774 (547 amino acids)
Biological process (GO): immune response
Cellular component (GO): lysosome
Molecular function (GO): cysteine-type endopeptidase activity
Source: RefSeq, a predicted model, not a curated record
GACGAGCUCAUUUUAGUCUGAACGAUUCUACCCGGUGGACGCAAGUAGUGCAUUCGGUAUCGAUUUGUGUUGUUUUAUUUUAUGUUCGCGAUUUUGAAAAUCUGCUGAAAUCAGCACAUUCCAAGUUAUCAUGCUUCGGCUGUUUACUGUAGUGAGCUGCUUCGUUGUAGCAGCGCUUGGAACCAAUCCCCCAAGAUGGCCUAAGGUGUAUUCGGCCAGUGGCGUUCUGAACAUUCCAUACGCCGAGAUCAGUGAACCUUUCUACGCUUGGCAUGAUAGUGAGAAUGGCCGCUCGCGUAUUGAUUACUACGGCGGCAUGGUGAAAACCUAUCAACUUACGAAGGAAGGCGAUUACGGUACUAGUCUGAAAGUAGCUCCUAUCACUACGAAGCAGGCAACGAACAAAGACACUUGUCUACAGGUUAACGGUACUAGCGAUAUGCCUGUAACGGUGCAAAGUAUUCUACCGGAUGCGAAGAAGUUCAAACUGGCCGGUACCGAAACCCGGAACGGCUUCAAAUGCGAUAAGUUCACCUUGAUUGAUGAUGUUGGUCAGAAGCGAAACGUGUACAACCUAUGGGUCCGAUAUAUCAAAUCACCAAAGUAUCCAGCAUCUCGUAUGCCUAUACCGGUGCGCUAUGAAAUGAAGGGGUACAACACAUUAUUGGGCUCGCAUUAUGAUCAUUAUUACUUAGAUUAUGACUCAUAUGAGCAUCAAGACAUUCCUGCCGAUGUGUUUGAUGUUCAAACUAUCGAUCCUUGUGUUGGUUUCCCUGGACCAGGCAACGGCCACUACACGACAUUCAACCCGAUGCAGGAAUUUAUCCACCCCCGUUCGGAAGAACAUUUGGACAACGAAUUCAGUCGCUUCAAAAACAAACAUAGCAAAAGCUAUGACAGCGAAAAGGAACAUGACCGCCGUCGAGAUCUCUUCCGACAAAACCUGCGAUUCAUUCAUUCGCAUAACCGUGCCAACAAGGGAUUCACCGUUACUGUUAACCAUUUGGCGGAUCGAACCGACGAAGAACUGAAGGCACUACGAGGCUUCAAGUCGUCCAAUACGUACAAUGGAGGACAACCUUUCCCCUACAAAGUGAAAGACCUUGUUGCCGAUCUGCCAGAAAGCUUGGAUUGGCGUAUUUCCGGCGCUGUUACACCUGUGAAAGAUCAAUCUGUUUGCGGAUCGUGCUGGUCCUUCGGUACGACUGGACACAUCGAGUCGUCCUACUUUCUGAAAACGAAUAAGCUAGUUCGACUCUCGCAGCAAGCGUUGAUCGAUUGCUCUUGGGGAUAUGGCAACAACGGAUGUGAUGGCGGAGAGGACUUCCGUGCGUACCAGUGGAUGAUGGAGGUUGGUGGAAUCCCAUCCGAGGAAGAGUACGGAGGCUAUUUGGGACAAGAUGGUUACUGUCGUGUCGAAAAUCAAACGCUCUACGCUCCCAUAACUGGAUGGGUUAACGUAACCUCCGGAGAUGCAGAUGCAAUGAAGGUUGCCCUGUUCAAACAUGGCCCACUUUCGAUAGCCAUCGAUGCCGGUCAUAAAACUUUUAGUUACUAUGCUAACGGAAUCUAUUACGAUCCGGAAUGUAAGAAUAAGCUGGAGCAGUUGGACCAUGCUGUACUAGCGGUCGGGUAUGGCAAACUUAACGGAGAAGACUACUGGUUGAUCAAAAAUUCCUGGUCUAACUAUUGGGGGAACGACGGUUACGCUCUGAUGGCAAUGAAGGACAAUAACUGUGGAAUCACAACCGAUGCCACAUACGUUCUGAUGUAAUUGUUCGAUAUGUUUCGAAAAUUUUGUUUGUUUUGUCAUUUACUGUAGCAGUAAUAUAAUCAAUGUGUGUAACAAAAACUCAA